AUGAACGUUGCAACUUGUUCGGUGCUACGGUUCCAGUUUCCAAUCUGGAACUUCACAAAACCCCUAAUCUCUACGCGUUUCAAUAUGUGUUUGUUAUCUGUUCGAAAUUCCUCCACUUCAUCCAUAGCCACCACCGCCAUUGAACCCUCAAAGUCGAAGCAGAAUGAACCCUGGUUAAUCGUCGGUCUCGGUAAUCCCGGUAAAAAGUACGCUGCUACACGCCACAAUGUGGGAUUUGAGAUGGUUGAUGCUAUAGCUGAAGCUGAAGGGAUUUCUAUGAGCAGUGUUUCCUUCAAAGCUUUAUUUGGAAAAGGUUUUAUAGGCGAUGUACCAGUGUUACUUGCAAAACCACAGACUUUUAUGAAUGCAAGUGGUGAAUCUGUUGGGGCUAUAGUUUCAUAUUACAAGAUUCCAUUGAAGCAAGUAAUUGUGAUCUUUGACGACAUGGACUUGCCUUUUGCUAAACUGCGGCUUCUACCAAAGGGUGGACAUGGAGGUCACAAUGGAAUGAAAAGUGUUAUUAAUCACUUAAAAGGGAACUCUGGUUUUCCUCGCUUAAGAAUUGGUAUUGGACGACCUCCGGGGAAAAUGGAUCCUGUCUCAUUUGUUCUUCGACAGUUCACUAAACAAGAAAGGGAAGAACUGAAUUUUACCUUACAACAUGGAUUAGAAGCCAUGCGGAUUAUUUUGUUGGAGGGAUUUGAUAAAGGCGCAAAAUUUGUUAAUACUGCCAAAAAGAUAGAGCAAAUAGGCUGA
This is a messenger RNA of Lathyrus sativus (Indian pea), 756 nucleotides long. Lineage: Eukaryota; Viridiplantae; Streptophyta; Magnoliopsida; Fabales; Fabaceae. The record is from the annotation of a GenBank genome assembly.